AUGGACUCUCCCUCAGCCAAGAAGGUGAACUUGAUCCUCGUGGGUUCCACCGGUCAAGGCAAGAGUACCCUCGGCAACUUCCUCUUGAAGCCGGACAUGGAUCACCUGUGGGAGGAGAAAGACCGGACCUUCCAAGUGGGCGAAGAUCGUUUCUCAUGCACGCAGCAGUGCGCUGUGUCGACCUCGGCCGAUGGCAGUGUGACGAUCAUGGACACGCCCGGCCUGAAUGAGAGCCAUGAGAAAGACCUGGGGUACAUGAUUAACGUCGUGAAGACUGCGCACGUGCUCGGCUCUGUGCAUGCUGUCAUCUUGGUCAUGAAGACGGAGUCGCGCAUGGACCAAACCUACAAAGACACCGUGCUGUACUACCAAAAGCUGUUCGGAGCAGACACCUUUGCGGCGAACUUGGUCAUUGUGCACCCUGACUUUAAGAAGAGCAGCAAAAAGUACAAGGGCCAUCCCGACAAGAUUCAGAGAAUCCUUCAGCAGAGCUCCGAAGACGUGCAGAAUCUGCUGGGGCUCAAGGAUGCUCCCCCAGUCCGUUGCCUGAACUCCUUGCCCGAGACAGAUCAGGAGUUAAAAGAGCAGCUCACCGAACGACAGCAAAUUCUUCAGUUUGCUCGGGCCAACUUGGCAGCUGCUCCAUUGGCAGGUCUCCGUGUACCCAAAACAGAGGCCGUGAAGGCAAAGCACAGCAAGGAGAUUGCGCGGAAGGAGGCGACGCAAGCUCAGCUGACGGACCAGAAAGCCCAACGCAUGAAGAUUCCAGACUCAGCAAGGGAACGCUUGGAUUCGAUCAACCACGAAAUCAAGGAGCAGAAGUCGGAGAUGGAGCGCUUGAACAAGCACCUCGCGGCCUAUGACACAGACGAGCUGGUCGAAGUAGCCUGUGUACCUAAGGUGGUGCGGGCUGGCAUGGGCAAAGUCUUUGAGUUUCAUCUUCGAAGCCCUGUCACGAUCCGAGAUGUGACCUACAGCACUUGGGACACGGCAAGCUACAGUGAGACAUUUCGGAGCGACCGGGAGGUUCAUGGGUCCUUUGAACGAGGACUUGGCAGACUCUUUCACUCAGGCACCCUUUGGGUGAAGGCUUGGGGCAUUAAGCGGGAGUACUUCGCAGAGAUCAUCGCAACUUUAAAGGGCAGUCUCAACGAAGUGAAGCAACACUUGCGCCGGGCCUACGACGAGAAGAUGUCGCUGGAGAAGGAAUAUGCAAACGGCCUCGACCUCCCAGACGUCAAAUGUCUGGAGCAGCAGAUUGCGGAGGUGGAGUCGGAGAUCAAGCGGCUUUCAGAGCCUUUCUUCGCCUCCAUCGAGGAAGCUGAGCGCGAAGCACAGGAAAUGCUACAGAGCAAGUUGUGA
Molecule: messenger RNA, 1362 nt
Organism: Symbiodinium necroappetens
Lineage: Eukaryota; Dinophyceae; Suessiales; Symbiodiniaceae
Source: the annotation of a GenBank genome assembly